This is a messenger RNA of Aureobasidium namibiae CBS 147.97, 807 nucleotides long. Its product is annotated as short-chain dehydrogenase/ reductase-like protein. Gene Ontology annotation, molecular function: oxidoreductase activity. Lineage: Eukaryota; Fungi; Ascomycota; Dothideomycetes; Dothideales; Saccotheciaceae. The record is from RefSeq and is a predicted model, not a curated record. The coding region runs from base 1 to 807 and encodes 268 amino acids. The transcript is spliced from 2 exons.
AUGCCCUUCAACUACAACAAAGUCCUCGUCCUCGGUGCCACAUCUGGUAUCGGUUGGGCUCUCUCAAGCAAGCUCGUCGAGAAUGGCGUCAAAGUUGUCGUUACUGGCCGCAGACAAGAGAAGCUCGAUGAGUUCGUUUCCCAGCAUGGCAAGGACAAGGCCGAGGCAGUACAAUUCGACAUUACACAGCUGGACAAGAUUCCUGGCUUCGUGAAGAACCUCAUGGAGUCUCACCCAGACAUCGACAGCAUCUUCCUCAACUCAGGUAUCCAGAGAGGAUUCGACUUCUCCAAGCCCGAGAGCAUUGAUCUUAGCUCGGUCUCGGAAGAGAUGAACACCAAUUACAUUUCGUACAUCCAUCUGGUCACUGCUUUCACCCCAUACCUUCAGAAGCAGAGCAAGCAGACUUCCUUCAUCUUUACCACUUCUGGAUUGGCUCUGGUGCCCAUGAAUAGAUGCCCCAACUACUGUGCUUCCAAGGCCGCACUGCACCAUUUCAUUCUAGUGCUCCGCGAACAACUCAAGAACGGACCUGGUAACAUUCAAGUCAUUGAGAUCUUCCCUCCUGCAGUUCAAACCGAGCUACACGACGCAAAGCACCAACCGGACAUCAAGAACGGUGGACAGAUUGGCAUGCCUCUUAAGGACUUCACAGAUGCCACAUGGGCGGGACUCGAUGCUGGUAAAGAUCAAAUUGCCGUUGGUAUGUCCGAGAGUUCCUUCAACGGAUGGGAGCAAGAAAGACAAAAGGCGUUCCAUGGCAUGAAUGCCCACAUAGCCAAGAUGAUGGCACAGCAUUCGGAGUAA